AUGCCAGCCAACCGAGCUGCCUGGCUCACCGGCAAGAAGGUCAAGCCUUUGGAAGUCAGGUCAGCGCCUUACACAGCCCCAGGCGAGAAUGAGAUCGUCGUCCACAACCGAGCUGUUGCCAUCAACCCCGUGGACUGGAUUAAACAAGAAAUAGGCGACUUCAUGUACGAAUGGGUCAAAUACCCCAUGAUUCUGGGCAACGACAUUGCCGGAGAGGUUGUUGAGGUUGGAUCUGGCAUUAGUGCGAAGCGAUUCAAAGUUGGAGACCGCGUCUUGGGUCACGCUGUCGGUCUUGAUAAGCGCAGCAACAGGACAUCGGAAGCCGCUUUCCAAGACUACGUUGUCUUGAGAGCCAAUCUCGCUUCGACGAUCCCCGACUUCAUCAGCUUCGAGCAGGCGUGCGUAGUCCCCCUCGGUGCAUCGACUGCCGCGUCCGGUCUCUUCGCGAAAGAUUUUCUCAACUUGCAACAUCCGAGGCUUGAUGCGAAGCCUAACGGCGAGACUCUCUUAGUCUGGGGUGGGUCGACUAGCGUGGGCUGUAAUGCAAUCCAGCUCGCGAUUGGCGCGGGUUAUGAGGUUAUUGCGACGGCCUCGCCAAAGAACUUCGAAUACCUCAAGACCCUCGGCGCCAAAGAAACCUUUGAUUACCGCAGCCCCACCGUCGUUCAGGAUAUUAUCACAUCGUUCCAAGGACGAACAUCUGCCGGCGCCAUCGCUAUUGGGGCCAACUCCCUCAUCCCUUGCGUCAAUAUCAUCGCAGCGUCCAAGGGACGAAAGUUUGUUGCCCAGGCGAGCGUUGCCGGGCCAGGAAAGCCGCCUAGCAGCAUGACUGGUUUGGUGUCCAUGAUCUGGGCGCUGACCGCUGAGAGUGUCUCAGCCACUGUCAAGGGCAAACUUUCUGGUGUUCGGAGCAAGUUCAUCUGGGGAAGCGACGUCAUGGCUAACGAGGUUGGCGUGGCAGUGUAUCAAGACUUCUUACCUGAUGCCAUGGCUCAAGGCAAGUUUGUUCCGGCUCCGAAGGCGGAGGUGAUUGGCAAGGGCCUCGGAUCCAUCCAGGAGGCGUUUGGGGUCAGCUACAAGGGGGUUUCUGCAAAGAAGGUGGUUGUGUCUCUCUAG
Colletotrichum spaethianum is the source of this 1116-nucleotide messenger RNA. RefSeq names its product dehydrogenase azaJ. The coding region runs from base 1 to 1116 and encodes 371 amino acids. Lineage: Eukaryota; Fungi; Ascomycota; Sordariomycetes; Glomerellales; Glomerellaceae. Gene Ontology annotation, molecular function: oxidoreductase activity, acting on NAD(P)H. The transcript has a single exon. The record is from RefSeq and is a predicted model, not a curated record.